AUGCAUUGGGGCAAUCGUUACAAUGCGCUGUAUCUACUCCUCUGCAUCUUCGCCGUAGCCUCUGUUGACUUGGCUUUUGCGGGCGAAACAGCACACGUUCGGGAGUACUUCUUCGUCGGCGGGCAGUACGUGAACACGAGCGCGGGAACGUUGUUCCAGAACCAAAUUUACGUCGAAAAGUUGAGCCCUUCACAGGUCAAGCAACCUUACCCUAUAAUCUUCCUGCAUGGAGGUGGGCAAGACGGAACCAACUUUCUAAAUAAGCCUGACGGCGGCAAAGGAUGGGCCUCGUGGUUUCUAGAUCAAGGCUAUGAAGUCUACGUGGUCGAUGAGCCCUCGCGGGGUCGCUCUCCAUGGAAUCCAUACGGAGGAUUUCCCGUGACGACGUACUCGGUGGAGACUAUCACAUCUCGCUUCACAGCAACCCAGUUGUCGAAUCUGUGGCCACAAGCAAAGCUACAUACACAGUGGCCCGGUCCGGGAACUCAGGGUGACCCAGUCUUUGACGCUUACUACGCGUCGGUCAUCCAGGGCACCGCCAAUGGUACUGAGCAUGAGCGCGCGAUGAAGGAAGCGGGUACAGUUCUCUUGGACAGGCUCGGACCAUCAAUACUCGUUACCCACUCGCAGGGUGGUCUUUACGGUUGGACGCUCGCAGAUGCGCGCCCGGACAACCUCAAAGCUCUUAUCCAGAUCGAACCCAAAGGUCCUCCUUUCCAAGAAGUCAUUUUCUCGACAGAAUUUACACGACCAUGGGGGCUGACGUCGGUUCCCUUGACCUACACCCCAACUCCGACCAACGCUUCGGCUCCUCUGGACACGCAGGUUGUUGCCUCAGACUCAACCGACCUUACGUCCUGCGUUUUGCAAGCCGAGCCAGCCCGCCAGUUGCCGAACUUGGCCAAGGUUCCAAUAUUAAUUGAAACUGGCGAGGCAUCAUACCACGCCAUGUAUGAUCAUUGCACACAGCUUUUCCUUCAGCAAGCAGGGGUCAACGCAGAGCACCUCGAGCUGGGAAAGACAGACAUCCAUGGCAAUGGACAUAUGCAAUUUAUGGAGAAGAACAGUGAUGAGAUAGCUGCCAAGCUCCAUGAAUGGAUCACCAAGACGGUGAGCGGCUCAUGA
This is a messenger RNA of Neoarthrinium moseri, 1125 nucleotides long. RefSeq lists its product as uncharacterized. NCBI's taxonomy places the organism in Eukaryota, Fungi, Ascomycota, Sordariomycetes, Amphisphaeriales, Apiosporaceae. The coding region runs from base 1 to 1125 and encodes 374 amino acids. The record is from RefSeq and is a predicted model, not a curated record. The transcript is spliced from 3 exons.